AUGAAGGACCGCUUUAACCAGCAGUCAUCGAUUGUCCUCCCUCAAGCCCAAUUUGACUGGCUUCACCUGAGGUUUCAGGACUAUAAGUCAGUUAUUGACUACAACUCGACCCUUCAUAAGAUAGUCUCGCAACUAAAGCUCUGCAAACAAGAAGUUUCAGAGACAGACUUAAUUGAAAAGACUCUGUCUACCUUUCAUGCGAGUAACCUUGUACUCCAGCAGCAGUACAGGGCAAAGAAUUAUGAAAAGCAUUCUGAUUUGAUAUCUGCACUUCUUGUGGCCGAGAAGCACAACCAAUUGUUGAUGAAAAACCAUAAUGCACGACCUGCUGGGUCUGCCCCCGCGCCUGAAGCACAUCAUAUUACCCAGGGAAGCAAUUCUAGAAGGGGUCGAGGAAAGGGUCGUGGUAGAGGUCACAGUCGAAACAAUCGAAGUGGUAAAGGCAAAGGCAACAAUGACUCCCGGGCCCAAGAUAAGAAACAAAGUGAUCAAGGUUCAUCAAGGUCACAAACAUGUUAUCGGUGUGGAUGUACGGGACACUGGUCUCGUACAUGUCGUACACCAAAGCAUCUGGUUGAAGCUUACAAAAUGACGCAAAAGAAAAAUGAUAAGCAACCGUCAAGAAAGGAAUCUCAUCACACCAACACUGAUUUGCCUGAAGCAAAUGCAGUGAUGAAUGAUGAUGAUGAUCUUUUAAAAUAUGAGCUUGAAGACUUUGGUGAUCAAGAAUGA
This is a messenger RNA of Ipomoea nil (Japanese morning glory), 732 nucleotides long. RefSeq lists its product as uncharacterized. The record is from RefSeq and is a predicted model, not a curated record. The transcript has a single exon. NCBI's taxonomy places the organism in Eukaryota, Viridiplantae, Streptophyta, Magnoliopsida, Solanales, Convolvulaceae. Bases 1 to 732 code for a protein of 243 amino acids. Gene Ontology annotation, molecular function: nucleic acid binding; zinc ion binding.